AUGAUGUGCGAGGUGAUGCCGACCAUCAGCGAGGGAGACUCGGCUGGUCCUCCGAGAGGCACCGGCGGUGUCCCGAAUGGCUCGGACCAGGAGGCCAACUUCGAGCAGCUGAUGGUCAACAUGCUGGACGAGAGGGACAAGCUGCUGGAGUCCCUCAGGGAGACUCAGGAGACCCUCAUUCAGUCUCAGACUAAGCUGCAGGGGGCGCUGCACGAGAGGGACGUUCUCCAGCGGCAGAUCAACGCCGCGCUGCCUCAGGAGUUUGCCACCCUGACGAAAGAGCUGAACAUAUGCCGGGAGCAGCUGCUGGAGAAAGAGGAGGAAAUAUCUGAGCUGAAAGCUGAAAGGAACAACACCAGGCUGCUGUUGGAGCACCUGGAGUGUCUGGUGUCUCGUCACGAACGCAGUCUGAGGAUGACAGUGGUGAAAAGACAGGCACCCCCGCCAUCUGGAGUCUCCAGCGAAGUGGAGGUCCUCAAAGCUCUGAAGUCGCUGUUUGAACACCACAAGGCUUUGGAUGAAAAGGUGCGUGAGCGGCUUCGUGUGGCUCUGGAGAGGGUGGCCACCCUGGAGGGACAGCUAGCAGCUACGACACAAGAGUUGAACAUGGUGAGACAAAGGAAGGAUGGUGACUCAGUGGAGCGAACAGAUGGAUCCAAACCUACAUGGAAGAGACUGCCCAAUGGUUCCAUAGACGCUCACGAUGAUGGCAGCCGGGUGUCCGAACUUCAGGAGCUGCUGGACCGAACCAAUAAGGAGCUGACCCAGAGCCGAGAGCACUCUGCCAAUCUAAACGCCCGCGUGGCCGAGCUCGAGGCAGAGCUUGCAAACGCACGCCGAGAACUGAGCCGCAGCGAGGAGCUGUCAAUCAAACAACAGAGGGAACAGAGAGAGUCACUGGUUACAAAAGAGGAUAUGGAGGAGAGAAUAACAACAUUAGAGAAACGCUACUUGGCUGCCCAGCGGGAGACCACACACAUCCACGACCUCAACGACAAGCUGGAGAAUGAACUGGCCACCAAGGACUCCCUGCACAGACAGAGCGAAGAGAAGGUGCGCCAGCUGCAGGAGAUGCUGGAGAUGGCAGAGCAGAGACUGGCUCAGACCAUGAGGAAGGCUGAGACUCUGCCAGAGGUGGAAGCUGAACUGGCACAGAGAGUGGCAGCCCUCUCCAAGGCUGAGGAGCGCCAUGGCAACGUGGAGGAGCGGCUGAGACAGCUGGAAUCACAACUGGAGGAGAAGAACCAAGAGCUAGGAAGGGCUCGUCAGAGGGAGAAAAUGAACGAGGAGCACAACAAGCGUUUAUCUGACACUGUGGAUCGUCUGCUCACUGAGUCCAAUGAAAGACUGCAGCUCCAUUUGAAAGAACGCAUGGCUGCCCUGGAGGACAAGAACUCCCUUAUUCAGGACCUCGAGAACUGCCAGAAGCAGCUUGAAGAAUUUCACCACACCAGGGAACGGCUGAUUGGAGAGAUUGAGAAGCUGAGAAAUGAGAUUGACCAUUUGAAACGCCGCAGUGGGGUGUUUGGCGAUGGAACUCACCCUCGGUCUCACCUGGGUAGCUCCAGCGACCUUCGCUUCUCUGUGGUGGAGGGCCAAGAUGGCCACUACAGCACAACUGUGAUUAGGCGCGCACAGAAGGGCAGACUUUCAGCGCUACGAGACGACCCAAACAAGGACUACCCAUCUCUGCGUGGCAGCGUCAGCCACCUCCUCGGCAGCGACAUCGAGGCAGAGUCAGACCUGGAUGACGACGUUAGUUCUGCCCUGCUUUCCCCCAGCGGCCAAUCAGACGCUCAGACUCUCGCGCUCAUGCUGCAGGAGCAGCUUGACGCUAUCAAUGAGGAGAUAAGGAUGAUCCAGGUGGAGAGAGAGUCAGCAGACCUGCGCUCUGAUGAGAUCGAGUCCCGUGUGAACAGCGGCAGCAUGGACGGACUCAAUGUGACACUUCGACCCCGAGCACUGCCCACCUCCGCUACUGCCCAGUCCCUCGCAUCAUCCUCCUCCCCGCCCACCAGUGGCCACUCCACACCUAAACACCAUGCACGCAACGCCAGCCACCAUCUAGGCAUCAUGACUCUGCCAAGUGACUUGAGGAAACAUCGCAGGAAAGUAGCGUCUCCAGUGGAGGUGGACAAAGCUACUAUUAAGUGUGAGACGUCGCCUCCCUCUUCCCCCCGCAGUUUACGGCUGGAAACCAAUUUCGCCCAAUUCACAGGCAGUCUGGAGGAUGGUCGAGGCAAGCAGAAGAAAGGCAUCAAGUCAUCUAUUGGCCGAUUGUUUGGCAAGAAAGAGAAGGGUCGAAUGGACCAGACAGUGGGCAGGGAUGGACAGCCCCUACCGGCCUUAUCAGACUUUGAGAUGGGCAUCGGUGACACUAUGACUCUGGGAAAACUUGGCACUCAGGCUGAAAGGGACCGCAGGAUGAAGAAAAAACAUGAGCUUCUAGAAGAUGCCAGAAAAAGAGGUCUGCCAUUUGCCCAGUGGGAUGGCCCUACUGUCGUCUCCUGGCUAGAGCUGUGGGUGGGUAUGCCAGCCUGGUAUGUGGCAGCCUGUCGUGCCAACGUGAAGAGCGGAGCCAUCAUGUCAGCUCUGUCAGACACGGAGAUCCAGAGGGAGAUUGGCAUCAGCAAUCCUCUGCACCGACUCAAACUCCGCUUGGCCAUCCAGGAGAUGGUCUCCCUCACCAGCCCCUCAGCACCACUCACCUCCAGAACGUCCUCCGGAAAUGUGUGGGUGACUCAUGAAGAGAUGGAGAACCUGGCUUCCUCCACUAAAGCGGAGAAUGAGGAGGGCAGCUGGGCACAGACUCUGGCGUACGGAGACAUGAAUCAUGAGUGGAUAGGGAAUGAGUGGCUGCCCAGUCUCGGUCUGCCUCAGUACCGCUCCUACUUCAUGGAGUGUCUGGUGGACGCACGGAUGUUGGACCACCUGACCAAGAAGGACCUGAGGAGCCACCUCAAAAUGGUGGACAGCUUCCAUAGGGCUAGUCUGCAGUAUGGGAUUAUGUGCUUGAAGAGACUCAAUUACGACAGGAAAGACCUGGAGCGCCGAAGAGAGGACAGCCAACACGACAUGAAAGAUGUGUUGGUGUGGACCAAUGAGCAGGUGAUCCACUGGGUCCAGUCCAUUGGUCUGAGGGAGUAUAGCGGCAACCUGUUGGAGAGUGGCGUUCACGGGGCGCUCAUUGCUCUGGACGAGACCUUCGACUACAGCAGCCUAGCGCUCAUCCUGCAGAUCCCUAUGCAGAACACACAGGCACGGCAGGUCCUGGAGAGGGAGUUCAACAACCUGUUAGCGUUGGGGACCGACCGUCGACUAGAGGAGAGCGGAGAUGACAAGUCUUUUCGACGCUCUCCAUCAUGGCGAAAGAGGUUUCGGGCACGUGAGGGGGGGGCGGGGCUGGGGAUGAUGGCAGGCUCCAUGGAAACACUGCCUGCCGGCUUCCGUAUGCCCUCCAUGUCCAUGCCGCCCUCUGUGAAUUUGGUGCCCAAGAAACAGCUCCAGCCUGAAGUUCAUUCUCAUUACCUAUACGGACACAUGCUUGCGGCCUUCUGAGAGUGAUAUGCCAAAUCUGGAGAGGAAGACCUGGGUGCCACAACAGUCUUCACCCCUGUUGUUGCUCAGCCUCACCUCCCAACUUUCACCUCUCACCUCUCCUUCGGACACGUGCAAUACAGAGGCCAACUCUGACCUUUGAACUCUUGAGAGUGCUCAUUGGCUGCGCUCGCUGCUGUAAAGGAGACUCAUCCCAGUCUCUCCCAGUUUACCCCAGUGCUCCCAGUAGCCUUGUUGUUGUGGUGUUGUGCUCCUGCUCCCCUGGUCUCAGCUGUGGGUUCUUGUCCUGGUUCUAUUAGUCUCAGCAUGGCCAAGUCCAAACCAAUUUGGCUGUCAUC
Molecule: messenger RNA, 3896 nt
Organism: Toxotes jaculatrix (banded archerfish)
Lineage: Eukaryota; Metazoa; Chordata; Actinopteri; Toxotidae
Gene: ppfia4
Product: PTPRF interacting protein alpha 4
Exons: 30
Coding region: 1-3558 (1185 amino acids)
Biological process (GO): synapse organization
Cellular component (GO): presynaptic active zone
Molecular function (GO): protein binding
Source: RefSeq, a predicted model, not a curated record